This is a messenger RNA of Anopheles nili, 2201 nucleotides long. RefSeq names its product peptidyl-prolyl cis-trans isomerase sig-7. Gene Ontology annotation, biological process: protein peptidyl-prolyl isomerization. Lineage: Eukaryota; Metazoa; Arthropoda; Insecta; Diptera; Culicidae. The record is from RefSeq and is a predicted model, not a curated record. Bases 1 to 2091 code for a protein of 696 amino acids. Gene Ontology annotation, molecular function: RNA binding; peptidyl-prolyl cis-trans isomerase activity. Gene Ontology annotation, cellular component: nucleus. The transcript has a single exon.
AUGUCGGUCGUCAUCGAAACCACUAUCGGCGACAUUACGGUGGACCUGUUCCUGAAGCAACGUCCUCGUGCAGCGUUAAACUUUUUGAAGCUGUGCAAGAUGAAGUACUACAACUACAACCUGUUUCACACUAUACAGUCGGAGUUUAUCGCCCAAACCGGCGAUCCAACCGGCAGCGGCGAUGGGGGCAUGUCCGUCUGGGGCAUUCUCGAAGGAGCUCACAAGCGAUACUUUGAGGGCGAAAGUGUACCGAAGAUCAAACAUUCCGAGCCGGGGCUGCUCUCGAUGGUGAACGCCGGCGAUCGCCUUAUUGCGUCACAAUUCUUCUUUACCCUCGGUGCCGAUUUGACCUCGCUGGAUGGCAGCCACACCGUGAUCGGCGAGGUGACGGAGGGCCACGAGGUGCUGCGAAAAUUGAACGAGGUUAUAUGCGAUGAACGGCACCGGCCGUACAAGGACGUACGCAUAACACAUACGGUCGUGCUGGAUGAUCCUUACGACGAUCCGGCCGGAUUUCGGGAACCGAGUCGAUCACCUUCACCGUCGGCCGAGCGGCUGCAGGGCGGACGAAUUGCUGCGGACGAAGACAUCGACGAUCUAGAUGGCAAAACAGAGCAAGAAAUCGCAGAAAUGAUCGCGGAACGGGAGGCGAAAGCGCGCGCUACUAUACUGGAGAUCGUGGGCGAUAUACCGGAUGCGGACAUUGCACCGCCUGAGAACGUGCUGUUCGUGUGUAAACUGAACCCGGUCACAACGGACGAUGAUUUGCAGAUCAUUUUCAGCCGAUUCGGCAAGAUUAAGGGUUGCGAGGUGAUUCGUGACAAGAUGACGGGAGACUCGCUUCAGUACGCUUUUAUCGAGUUUGAAAAUCAAAAGUCCUGCGAGGAUGCAUACUUCAAGAUGGACAACGUGCUGAUCGAUGAUCGGCGUAUUCAUGUCGACUUUUCCCAGUCAGUUUCGAAGGUGAAGUGGCGCGGUAAGGGACGAGGAAUAGAAUUUUCGGAUGGUGCCGAUAAGCGAUCGUUCAAGGAUCAUGAUCGUAAGAAGCCAUCGAAUCGGAACGGAGGGCCAACAAGAAAGCCGCAGAACGAUUCUCCUAAAAAGAAUCGGCACCAUGGUAAGGACGUCUCGCGUUCAGAUCGAUCCCGUUCGAGAUCGGCAUCCAAAUCUAGAUCUCGAUCGCGUUCACGAUCUCGCUCUCGCUCGCCAAAGCGAUCCCAAAAUACGGAUCGCAGGCGUCGUAGUCGGUCUGGGGAUCGUAAACGUGACCAGGACCGAGACAAGUUCCGCCAACGCAACGCUCUGGACGCUGGCAGCCGUAAUAGGAAGGUGAAUUUGACGAGCCGAAAUUCCGCCUAUCUGGAGCAGCGAAACGGAAGAGAUAUUCGAAUAAAUCAAGGAAAAGUGGACUACAAAAAUCGUCCUUAUCCGGUUAGCUUCAUUGAGAGGAAUGUGCCCAAAGACAAGCAGCAGGCCGGACCAGGCGGACGACCGGGAGGUAAACGUCCAGAUCCGCCUCGACGUCGUUCUAGAUCGCGUUCGAGAGAUCGUCGAAACGUGCGUUCUCGAAGCAGAUCCCGCUCACGGGACCGUCGUCACAGUCCGGAUCGCUACAGAAAACAACGAUCGAAUUCCCGAGAAGGGAAUGGACGGAGAAGGAAAACGUCUGAUGGCGAAUACAGUCCCCCAUCAAGUGUUCACAGGCGGGUGGAAAAGGAUGAUCGGAAAACUAAUAUCGUAAAACCGUCUGCUUCUUCUAAAUCUAAACGAGCAGUACAAAAAGAAUCAAAAUCGUCGAAAUCAUCAAAACGACGGUCCUCCAGUUCGGAUUCCUCCAGCCCACGGAGAGGAAAAAAGAAGAGAAGAAGUCCAUCGUCAUCUUCCGGUUCGUCGACGACGGAUAGUUCGUCUUCGUCAAGUUCCUCAACGGAUUCCUCAGACGAACGAUCGAAAAAGAGAAAGAAAAAAUCAUCCAAAAAGAAACCCAAAGUCAGCAGCAAACCUAGGAGACGUAAAGGAUCUGUGUCUUCGGAGGAAGAUAAACGCAAAAAGAAGAAAUCAAAGGACAAGAAAAAGAAGAGGAAACAUUAAACUUAGAGGGGUCUUGCGAGGUAUCGAGUAUUUCAUUCGGGGUUUAAGUAUGAUGCAUUUAAUUGAAUUAACAACGAUUUUAUUUCGAUUUCCCGAGCGGUGUGUAUAGU